AUGGUGGGAGUUCCAGGUAAAUCAAAAGGAUGCCAUACGUGCAGGCGGCGCAGGGUCAAGUGUGAUCUUGGACAGCCAAAUUGUGCUCGAUGUACCAAGAUCGGAAAGGUCUGUGAAGGAUAUGAACGAGGUUUAGUUUUCUUGAAUCGGACAGCAACUGGACUGGAGAAACGAAAGGGGUUGGAGGAGGCACUCCCUCGCAAAUCUUCUGAGUCAACAAUUCUUGGCAACAACAUUGAAGGGAUAGCUGAUGGAAGCUGCUUGGCGGACAUGAAUGUAGAAGCUCAGCGAGUGCCUCCUCAAAUCGAUGGCAAGAUUCUAAUUGUGAAGAGAUACGAGAGUCUCUUUUUAGAGGAUUUCUUGCCAUCAGAUCCAAGACGCGGCGGUAAUAUACUAGGUCUCUGGCUGUUGGAAUCUGUUUGUGCUGUCAAACCUAACCGAGCUUUGGAUUGUGCCAAUGAAGCAUUGUUUCUUACGAGGGUAGGUAGAAUGAAUGGUGACAGUUCAACCGCUACUCAAGGAAGAUUGAGAUAUGGACAAGCACUCCGAGAAGUUCAGCGAGCUUUGUUGGAUAAGAUUGAAGCUUUGAGGGACGAGACACUGGCCGCUUGCCAAGCAUUGUCUUUGUAUGAGACUUUGGAAUCAUCUGGUUCGGCUGUACGAGGUCAAAAAAAUCAUUUGCAGGGCAUUGUGAAACUCCUCAAGCACCGACAAUCAAUCAAGUCUCAGAGUGCCCUCUCUGUAGCUCUCACAGACUACUUCUACUAUACGACAAUGGUUCUCUGCAUACAGCAGCGGUCACUAGCUGCGUUUGGAAAUCUUGGCGGAAAAGCUUCUAUAUGGCCCUACGGCAACACCAUCGAACAAAAGCUUUACGAUAAAGGUUUCCUUUUGGCUGCAACCUUCGAGGCUAUUGAUAGGACCUUAGACACUGAAACAAUUAGUGAGAGGGGUCCUAGAAUCACUGCGCUUGUCGACCGGUGCCAGAAAUUAGACCAAGAGCUUGACAUCUGGUACGCAGAAUUAUUAGAAGCAGCAAAAUCGAAACAUACUUGGCAGGCCUUUCUACCUCAGCUACAAAACCAAACUCAGGAGCCCAUAGCAUUUCCCGAUCUUCGUCUUGCGCAUAUCUUGCUCUGCUUCUGGGCUUUGAGAAUGGUCUUGACUUUGACGCUGGUCUCAUUGCACAAAAUGCGCUUCGAAGCACAAGACAAAACACAGGACCAUAAUAUAGACACAGGUUCGCAACAGACGACAUCAGACUCUAUGGAAAGAGAAUCUCGUGGAGGUUACCAGACCCAACAGGGACCACCGGUGAAGGAAAUGUUUGGUAAAGCAACUUAUUAUGCCGAUCUCAUCGUGCGAGGCCUUCCUUAUGUCACACGUGAGGAAAUGGGGAUAGCCAGCUGGUUAAGAUCCAUAUUCGGUCUCCGAGGUGCGCUUGGAGUUUUUCGUUUCACUCGGAAUUUGGAGAAGGUGAGGUAUUGUGAGGAAGUGGUCGCAAUGCUCACAACAGAGAGGGGAAUCAGCUUUGCAGCAGAUAUUGCGCGACAAUCAGCAAGGUGGGGAGAUACGAAGGAGCGGUAUCCAUGA
Molecule: messenger RNA, 1593 nt
Organism: Mollisia scopiformis
Lineage: Eukaryota; Fungi; Ascomycota; Leotiomycetes; Helotiales; Mollisiaceae
Exons: 4
Coding region: 1-1593 (530 amino acids)
Biological process (GO): regulation of DNA-templated transcription
Molecular function (GO): DNA-binding transcription factor activity, RNA polymerase II-specific; zinc ion binding
Source: RefSeq, a predicted model, not a curated record